CGGACUUUUCUCUCUGCGUUUAACGCUACUUUAGCCGCACCGGCGGGGACGUGGUAGAAGAGCCGCCGCUGGUGUUGUUAGUGGUAGUGGCGGUGAUGGUGGUGGUGGCAGUGGUGUUUGCGGCUUGCGGACGCCAACAACUACUCUACAGUCGAGUGACGACGGGUGGCGGAGGAUAUCCGGAUGGAGUCUGGGGUCGGGUUGCGCAGAUGACAUCCAUGCCCGUUUCCAGACCGAGGCGAUGGCCGACUCUCCGGGUCGCUGCGCUGUGAACAGGCAGAAUCUCGGUUGAACUCGCCAUCACGUGAGCCCGCUAGGUAACCGCGAGACUAGGUGGAUAAUUUUUGGGACGGCUUAACUCCGAAGACAACGACAACGGGCAACAACCUUUUUUCCCCCUCGACGCUCGCUGAGCCUCCCGACGCGCCAGGCCCAAAAAGGAAAAAGAGAAGCAGAAGAGAUCAGCAGAGAGAAAGAGAAAAAAGCAAAAAAGCAUGGAAACGGAAAAGCCCAUCCACAGCCUCGUCCUCGACGCAGGGCCGAUAAUCAAAAAUGCGCCCGCAGUAUCCACGCUCCUGGCGCAGGCAGAGCAGCUCUUCACCAUCCCCGCCGUGGUGGCCGAGAUCCGGGACGAGGUGACGCGGGCGCGCAUCCAGACGACGCUGCUGCCCUUCCUGACGCAGCGCGACCCGCGGCCGGAGAGCGUGCGCACGGUGCAAGAGUUUGCGCGCCGCACCGGCGACCUCGCCGUCCUCAGCCGCACCGACAUCCAGCUCAUUGCCCUGGCCCGCGAGCUCGAGUGCGAGCGCAAUGGCGGCGAGUGGCGCUUGAGGAAUGCGCCGGGCCAGAAGCGCACGAAUGGCCCGCCGCCCCCGAAGCUGCCUGCUGAGGGGGAGCCCGCUGCUGCUGCUGUUGCUGUUGCUGCUCCAGAGGAGGAGGGUGCGGCUGCUGAGGCUAAGAAGCCGGCGGAGGAGACGGCCGCCGCUGAAGCUGCAGAGUCCGUCGGCGCGGUGGCUUCUGCUUUGGCCAAUGCUCAGAUCUCCGGCGAAGCGGCGCCGGCUGUAGAGGGGACGUCUGUACCGGAGGAGGCCACUGUUCCGGAAACCACGGCAACAGCAGAAGAGGAAACGACAACACCAGCACCGGAAGCCCCCACGCAAGCGGAAGAACAAGAAGACGACGAAGAAGAUUCGGACGCAGGCGGCUGGAUCACGCCCUCCAACAUCAAAAAGAAGCAGGCCAAAGACAACAACGGCAGCGCAUCGACGAUCAACGAGCCCAAAACGAUGCAAGCGGCGAUCAUAACAACCGAUUUUGCGAUGCAGAACGUGAUCCUGCAGAUGAACCUGAACCUGCUGUCGCCAUCACUGCAGCGCGUCAAGCACCUCAAAACCUUCAUCCUGCGGUGCCACGCGUGCUUCCUGACGACCAAGCAAAUGGACAAGCAGUUCUGCCCACGGUGCGGCAAGCCCACACUGACGCGCGUGUCGUGCUCGACCGACGCCAACGGCGCCUUCACGCUGCACCUCAAGAAGAACAUGCAGUGGAACAACCGCGGCGAGCGGUACAGCAUCCCGAAGGCGGUGGGGGGGUCGGCGAGCGGGCGCGUCAAUGUCGGCGGCGGCGGCAAGGGCGGUGGCAAGGGCGGCUGGGGCCAGGACCUCAUCCUCGCCGAGGACCAGAAGGAGUACAUGCGCGCCAUCACCGAGCAGAAGCGCGUCAAGCAGCGCGAUCUUAUGGAUGAGGAUUACUUGCCGGGCAUUUUGACCGGUGAGCGCAAUAAGGGCCCUGGUGGUCGGCCGAAGGUCGGCGCGGGCAGGAACGUCAAUAGCAGGAAGAGGUAGGGGCGAGGGAGUGUGCGUAGGGAUGGGACGCGCUGGGUUGGGUCUGCCUCGGGGCGCUGUUCAGGCGGAAUAAUUGAUUUUCAUGGGGUUUCUUGUUGUCUCUUUACCAGCUAUCAUGCAUGCAUGCUCUUUCCUUCCCGUCUGCUACAACACCUUUGCGCUGUCCAUGUCCCCAUUCCUGAUCUUCGCUACUCCUCCACGGAUCGAGAGUGCAGCACUUCACGAUAUCUUGCCAGCGCGCAACUUGCUCUGCACCACGCAGCCAGACAAACCCCCAGUAAGCGCCGUUCCAGGCCCGAACAAGCCUCCACCGCAGUCGCGACAAACGAACCCCCGUUUCCAGUCCCAGAAGCCCCCAACGCGUCAACUUCUCUCAACCUCUCUUACCGCGGCCCAGCUUAGACAGCGAAAAGCGCC
Aplosporella prunicola CBS 121167 is the source of this 2261-nucleotide messenger RNA. RefSeq lists its product as uncharacterized. Gene Ontology annotation, cellular component: preribosome, small subunit precursor. Gene Ontology annotation, biological process: ribosomal small subunit biogenesis; maturation of SSU-rRNA. The transcript has a single exon. NCBI's taxonomy places the organism in Eukaryota, Fungi, Ascomycota, Dothideomycetes, Botryosphaeriales, Aplosporellaceae. Gene Ontology annotation, molecular function: RNA endonuclease activity. The coding region runs from base 495 to 1844 and encodes 449 amino acids. The record is from RefSeq and is a predicted model, not a curated record.